UUUUGUUUGACGAUAUCAAAAAAGUUUCAUGGUUUAAAGUUGUAUCUUGUUAUCGCAGGAUGAUUAAAAAAUACGUGCUUUGUAUCAUUGGAUCAAUUCUUCUGAGCAUCACCUAUUUAGCCACUGUCAAAACUCAGCGUGAAUCAUCAUUGUGGUGGUCAAAUCUAUCCGUAAUGGAGAAAGAAAUAUCUUUCCGCACGGAACAAGGUCUCUACUAUUCAUACUUUAAGGAAGCUGUGUCUCUCGAUAAUAUUUUUGAUGCUUUUGAGGCGUUACUGCAUGAUAACCAUACAGAGUCACCCAAAAAGCUGAACAUUUUUAAACGCAUGAAUGUCCUCCCAGAAAUAAUUUUGAGUAUAGCAUAUCAGAAAUGGUUCCACUAUGUAAAGCCAAUAGAUUUUUACGAAAUGAGUACAAUUAUUUUACAGUUUUGGACUCCAUUUAGUCUUUUAUUUAUCAUGCAGUCUAUGAACAAUUCAUUACUGGAAACUUUAAUAUUCUCAGCCACUUUUCUAUUGAAUAAUCAUGCGAUAUCCAGAGUAGUGUUGCAUUACCUCUGAGAGAAAACUUUGGUAUGCCAUUCUGGUGGUUACACAUGUAUGGGAUAAAUUUAAUUCUACAGCAUAUUGAUACAGUCUUCAUUCAGACUUCUCAGAAAAUAUUACUAUGGUUUGGAAUAGCAAUAUUCUGGUUGACUACUUGUCUAUUCUGUAUGUUCUGGCAAUUUAGUCAAUUCAUUCUUUUAAUUGAAGCAGUCUGUAUGAAUAUAUUACAUUACCUAGAAUUCAUAAAUGAUAAACAAUGUCUUAUUAUUUCAUACUGUAAUUUAAUGAGUCUUGGAUUAACGUGUCUCAUUCAAGCUGGAUCAUUGUUCCCUGUCACUUCACCAUGUUCAGCUAUAUUAUUAUCGAAUAUGAUUUUUAAUGGAUUGAAAUAUUUCCACGGGAAGGAUAUUAAUAAUCACCAAGUUCAGGACAGAAGAUGGUUGAAUAUUAGAUCAUGCAUACGGUGUACUGAAACUUUAUGGGGUCAAGUUGGAUUUGUAGUAAUCUUAUAUGGAUUAUUCACAGUUUUAAACCCAAAUGAAGAUGCAUCACAUAUUCUGCAGUUUAUUUUACACAAGUUCCAUCUAUCCGAUAAAUGGGAUUUCGAUACAGCGCUUUACUUAUGCAGUCAAUCUUUCCAACAUAUGGAUCUAGAACAAUAUAUGAUGGAAAUCAUUGGUUCAAAAUGGAUUCUUCCUUCUUAUGCAUUUGGAUUAGUCGUAUUAAUUAAAGAAAUGUUAUCUCACUAUAUCGGACAUAAAAGGAUUGCCAACAAUCGCUUUAUUCGAUUAUACAAAAAGUUGUCCACAGAAAUAACUCAAAAAUCAUAUACAAAUUUGCAUGAAUUUAGAAAGAAAAAUGAAAUUCAUUCACUUUCACGAAUUCAAGCCUGGCAUUUAGCUUAUAGUUUCAGCUUUGGAUUUCUUGCAUGGAGUACAGUCCGUAUGAAAUACCUAUGGACUCCACAUAUGUUAAUGUUAGCUGUUUUUGGUGUUAAACAAUUCCUGUUUAUUAGUUUGAAUAUACUUUUUCAUUUCUCCCGUGUAAUAUGCAAAUUUAUCAUGGGUAAAAGCUCAAAACUAAUAAACAGAUCAGAAAAAAAUUGUCAUCAACAAACAAGCAUAGAUUAUGACAGAUAUGAUGAUAAUGAGACAAAAAUCAAUAUUAUUGGGACUGCUAUUCUCAUACUAAUUGCUGUCAUGACGUCAUAUCAGGCUGUACACCAAAUUACAUAUCAAUUAAAUCAAUUGGGAGAGUUUUAUGAUCCAGAUACAGUUGAAUUAAUGGAAUGGAUAAAGAAUAAUGUGAACAAAGAGAGUAUAUUCACAGGUAGUAUGCAAUUGAUGGCUGGUGUAAAAUGUUGUACAUCACGACCAAUUGCUAAUCAUCCACACUAUGAAAAUGCUGAAUUACGCAGACGAACAAAACAGUUGUAUCAAAUUUAUGGAAGAAAAUCUACUGAUGACGUCUAUAGUAUAUUACGUAAUUACUCAAUCAAUUAUUUCAUCAUUGAAACGUCAAUAUGCUUUGCUAAGAGUACAGGAUGUCAUGAAACAGAUUUAAUUGAUUUAGAAAAUAAAGAGAGAUACAUCCAAAGAGAUUAUGAAUUCAAAAAUCAAUUGACUUAA
Molecule: messenger RNA, 2173 nt
Organism: Heterobilharzia americana
Lineage: Eukaryota; Metazoa; Platyhelminthes; Trematoda; Strigeidida; Schistosomatidae
Source: the annotation of a GenBank genome assembly